Messenger RNA from Helianthus annuus (common sunflower), 542 nucleotides. RefSeq names its product pleiotropic drug resistance protein 3-like. The transcript has 5 exons. Gene Ontology annotation, molecular function: ATP hydrolysis activity; ATP binding. NCBI's taxonomy places the organism in Eukaryota, Viridiplantae, Streptophyta, Magnoliopsida, Asterales, Asteraceae. The coding region runs from base 128 to 538 and encodes 136 amino acids. The record is from RefSeq and is a predicted model, not a curated record.
UGUCCAGUUGCCUUCUGUGGAGGUGAGAUAUAAGAAUCUUCGCGUAGAAGCUGAGUGUAAAGUAGUUCAGGGAAAGCCACUCCCAACUCUCUGGAAUUCUUUUCAAAGUCUGGUUUCUGAGAGUGUCAUGAUACCUGGUUUAAAGUCUAAACGGGCAAAGAUAAUCAUAUUAAAGGAUGUCAGUGGUGUCAUUAAGCCAGGAAGGAUGACUCUCCUUCUUGGUCCUCCAGGAUGUGGGAAAACCACAUUGUUGAAAGCACUCUCGGGGAACUUAAACAAAUCUCUCAAGAUUAGUGGUGAAAUUUCUUACAAUGGGUACAAACUAGAAGAAUUUGUUCCCCAGAAAACUUCUGCUUAUAUAAGCCAAGAUGAUUUGCAUAUCCCCGAAAUGUCUGUUAGGGAAACGCUAGAUUUUUCAGCUCAUUGCCAGGGUACUGGAACUCGUGCAGAGAUUAUGAUGGAGAUUAAUAGAAGGGAGAAAGAGGGAGGGAUUAUUCCUGAUCCAGAUGUUGAUACUUUUAUGAAGGUGAAAUAUUGAUAUU